AUGGAUGACAUCAUAUAUGAUAAACUGAUCACUGGAUCACAAUCUAGAUGCGACUCAGGAUUUGGACACGCACUAGCCAAACAUCUCGAUAAAUUGGGCUUCACUGUCUUUGCUGGAGUUCUGUACUUAGAUGGACCUGGUGCUGAGGAUUUAAAGACGAGUGGCUCAAACAGACUUAUGGUGCUGCAACUGGAUGUCACCAGUUCGGAACAGAUAGUUAAAAGCCACGCACAAGUAAAAUGUCAACUGAAAAACAGAGGACUUUGGGCUUUAGUGAAUAAUGCGGGUGUCCUAGAAUUUGUUGCUGAUGCAGAACUUCUUCCCAUGACUAUUUACAAGCGUUGCAUGGAUGUGAACUUCUUUGGGGCUGUGGAACUCACUAAAAUGUUCCUUCCAUUGCUCCACCAAGCAAAAGGCAGACUAGUUACCAUCUCAAGCAUAGCAGGAACUAUACCACUGCAAGGGUAUGCAGCAUAUGGUGCCUCAAAAGCUGCCCUGACCAUGUUUUCCAAUGUUUUGAGACAAGAACUUGCCAUGUGGGGAGUCAAAGUAGCUAUCAUCCAGCCUAGUGGUUUCAAAACAGGUUUAUUUGGCACCACAUGCCAGUGGAACAACCAGCACAGACAAAUUAUGCAGCAGCUGUCUCCUGAUGUUAAAACAGCUUAUGGUGAAAACUACAUAAUUGCACUCAAAGAACAGUAUGGUAAAUGGCAGGCCAAUUUGCAAGGUGAACUACAACCUGUUCUGAAUGAUAUCUCCAUUGCACUGAGAGCAAAGAACCCCAAGAGCCACUACUUCCCUGGAACAGCUGCUAUCUUUCUUCCAAUCAUCUAUUACUACCUUCCCUCCUGUUUGUCUGAUAUUAUUUUUUAUCACUUACUCAGAUCAGGUCAGGGUGUACCAGAUGGAGUAAAAGAAACUGGAUAGUAAGCCAUACUGAAUUAGCACUGACAGUUAAUUUGUACAGACAUUAGCCGACUAACAAAUUCUACCUUACAAACUUUUCAUAUCGAGUACUCAGUUGCACAAAUUUUUAUAGAUAUAACAUUUUCUGUACUGACCAGAGAAUAGGCAUUGUCCUAUUCUAAAGUUUGAGAUCUGAGUGAGCAUUUCAUUUUCCAGCAUCAUUCAGCAACAAUAUUACAAACUUUUACAAAUCGAUUGAACUAUUUGUAUUCAAUAGAGCAACUCCAAAUGAUACAGCACAGAGAGAAAGAAAGAUCCUUUUUAGAGUAAGGAUUCUGCACUGAGACCUAUUAAGAUACCACUUGUACGGCUGCAUUUAUUCUUUUAACUUGUGUGUCACUGUGCCAUAGUGUCACGUGAGUUAUUGCGACUGAUCUAGACAUUUAAUAAAAGGAGUGGCGAAAUACAUCGCAAUGCAGAAUGCUUCAUUUCAAUAUUGCUGAUAAAAGACAUGUUCGUUGAAGAUUUUCAUCUCGCAUUGAUCAGAACAAUUUGCAAAAAGUACCAAAAUAAACGGGAAACAACAUUUAUUCUGGAUUUGUAUUGUAUUCAUACGGUGUAAAUGUUAUUUAUGUGGAGACAAGUAGUGUUGUGGAAGCAGGGAUGCUGCA
This is a messenger RNA of Rhincodon typus (whale shark), 1577 nucleotides long. It is a transcript of the gene hsd17b2, whose product is annotated as hydroxysteroid (17-beta) dehydrogenase 2. Gene Ontology annotation, molecular function: oxidoreductase activity. The record is from RefSeq and is a predicted model, not a curated record. Lineage: Eukaryota; Metazoa; Chordata; Chondrichthyes; Orectolobiformes; Rhincodontidae. The transcript has 5 exons. The coding region runs from base 1 to 927 and encodes 308 amino acids.